CGCAGUGAGGAGCCCUCGCUGCAGCCUGUGCGGUCACCCGGGCGCUGUGGGGCCGCUGGCCAGGCGGUGGGGCCUCGCUCCCAGCUGUGAUAGGGCGAGGCAGGGGCAGAGGGGCCGCCGCCGUGAACAUUAACCGGGCUGUGCCUGCAGCUUGUCCCAGACCUCGGUGACACAGCAGCAUGGCCACAGCCAACGACAGGGCCGUCCUGCAGUCCAUCUUUAACCCCAGCACUCCUUUUGGGGAUAUCCCAGGGCUGGAUGAGGAGGAGGAGGAUGUCCAGGACGAAGUGGAAGCUUUUCCGUUGGAGCUGCUGGAUCAAGUCCGGGAGCUGGAGCUGCAGGGAGUUUCUGCGGCCGAGUCAGGAGACCUGAACACGGCCCUGGAGCGGUUCAGCGAGGCCAUUCGCCUGCUGCCGGAGCGCGCCUCGGGCUACAACAACCGGGCGCAGGCCCUGCGGCUGCGCGGGGACGUGGCAGGCGCCCUGCGGGACCUGGACGCCGCCAUCCGCCUGAGCCGCGGCCGCGGGCGCGCCGCCUGCCAGAGCUUCGUGCAGCGCGGCCUCAUCCACCGGCUGCAGGCGCGGGACGAGGACGCGCGGCGGGACCUGGAGCGCGCAGCGCGCUUGGGCAGCGCCUUCGCCCGGCAGCAGCUAGUGCUCCUCAACCCCUACUCUGCGCUCUGCAACCAGAUGCUCUGCGAGAUGCUCGGUCGGCUGCGCAACCCCGAUGGCACUGGAAGCGACUGAGACGGGCAGGAGACGGGUCAGGCAGCGAGUGGGCUAGGGAGAGCCGUGCUCUUGAGCUGGCCCAAGCAAACAUGUCCUGGCGGUCAGAAAGGUCCACCUCAGCUGCCAGAGCUCCUGCUCCUCCUCCCGGCUAACAGCCAGGGAAUGGAAAGUACCAAAGCACCUUGCUGUGUUUGUCUCGUUCUGCUCCACCCCGAAUAAAACUCCGUUCGCAG
Messenger RNA from Ficedula albicollis (Collared flycatcher), 961 nucleotides. It is a transcript of the gene TTC36, whose product is annotated as tetratricopeptide repeat domain 36. Gene Ontology annotation, biological process: cilium assembly. The transcript has 3 exons. NCBI's taxonomy places the organism in Eukaryota, Metazoa, Chordata, Aves, Passeriformes, Muscicapidae. Gene Ontology annotation, molecular function: protein binding. The coding region runs from base 180 to 746 and encodes 188 amino acids. The record is from RefSeq and is a predicted model, not a curated record.